Molecule: messenger RNA, 561 nt
Organism: Knipowitschia caucasica
Lineage: Eukaryota; Metazoa; Chordata; Actinopteri; Gobiiformes; Gobiidae
Source: the annotation of a GenBank genome assembly
AUGAGUAACUUUAGUGAUGGCGUCGGAGGAGAGAGCGCCGCCUCGCACCUCGGGACCGGGGGCAAUGGGAAUGUGCCUCUCUCUGUGGGAAGAAUAACGGCUUUCUGUGAUCUCAUCUGGAUCAGACCGGUCCCGGAGCCGAGGACACGGGUUGUGAAAAAGUUCUGGAGGUUUGGAAUGAGUGUAGCUCUGGACAGCAUUAACCUGGACAGAGGUGAGCUGUCAGGCCUCUGUGCCGUGACCCAGCCGAGGCCAGAGGUCCUCCAGGGGGAGAGGGAGGAGAGAGAGGAGAGGGAGAAGAGGGGGGAGAGGGGGGAGAGGGAGGAGAGGGAGGAGAGGGGGGAGAGGGGGCAGGUUUCUCGCCCUCGUCCCGUGUGGAGAAAGGAAAUGUGUUUUGUGGAUCUGUCUUCACUGCUGCAGCUGCGGGAACAUCGGAGUGAAGACCAACGCUCUCUAAGAGAGCCCCUGACUCCAGCCUCUGAUGGCCACGCUUCACUCCGGGCGGUGAUGGCUCUGUUUGUUUCGGGAGGCAGGGGUGAGGCGGGGGUGAGGCUCACUUAG